Molecule: messenger RNA, 597 nt
Organism: Metopolophium dirhodum (rose-grain aphid)
Lineage: Eukaryota; Metazoa; Arthropoda; Insecta; Hemiptera; Aphididae
Exons: 1
Coding region: 1-597 (198 amino acids)
Source: RefSeq, a predicted model, not a curated record
AUGGCUGGUUCAAUCGCUGACAACGCUGCCAUCUACAAAAAGAAGCCGUUUACGUACGUUCCACCGUCAACUCCGGCUACCCUAAUAGAUUCUACAUCCUACACAUUGGACUUUACCACUCGAAAAUUUUUACUUGUUGGACUAGAUCCGACUGAUGAUUUCCAAACAGUCAUCCAUAUAUUGACUUCUUCACGUUACGUAAAGUUGUCAACAGAUUUUCUAAGACGCAUAUUCUCGCUUAUGGGUAACGUGCUAUCAUUUAUAUUAGAGAUACCUACAUCAUAUAAACGAAAUACAUUUCUCGAGACAGAUUUUUUCAAAUUAUCGAGUAUAGUGUAUGUAGGAGUAAAUGUUUUAGUAAUAGAAUCUAAAACUGAGGACGGGUGUAGAGUUCUUUUGAACCGUUCAGAUCUAAUUCAGCUUCAGAACUUGGAAUGGAGUAUUGCUGCGAGUAUACGGGAAAAAGAUAUUUUCAUCAAACCCAAAAUUAUAAAACAAAUGAACGAAUAUUCCGAGAAUUUGAUCGGGAAAAUUCUUCAAGUGGAUUCACCGCCUAAUAAUGUACGAGAAAUGCAAAUUUUCAUUAACAACCAAUAA